This is a messenger RNA of Drosophila sulfurigaster albostrigata, 1314 nucleotides long. RefSeq names its product craniofacial development protein 2-like. Gene Ontology annotation, molecular function: catalytic activity. The transcript has 2 exons. Bases 1 to 1314 code for a protein of 437 amino acids. The record is from RefSeq and is a predicted model, not a curated record. Gene Ontology annotation, biological process: chromatin remodeling. Gene Ontology annotation, cellular component: nucleus. Lineage: Eukaryota; Metazoa; Arthropoda; Insecta; Diptera; Drosophilidae.
AUGAGAUGGACAGGACAAGGUUGUUCCAAGCGAGCAAACUGUGAUAUUUAUUACAGCUGCCAUGCGGAGAGGCGCGAAUUUGGAUGCGGAUUUGUAGUAAGCCGGAGACUUCGCCACCACGUCUCCAAUUUCACCCCAGUGAGUGAACGGCUGGCUACAAUCCGCGUCAAAGCUAGAUUUUUUAAUCUUAGCAUAAUUUGCGCGCACGCCCCGACGGAGGAGAAGGAUGAUGCUGCUAAGGAUGCAUUCUACGCGAGACUCGAGGACACAUACGACCGCUGCCCAAACCACGACGUGAAGAUCAUCCUCGGGGACUUCAACGCAAAGGUUGGGCGCGAACGCAUCUUUGACCGCACCGUCGGUAAAUUCAGCCUCCACGAGACCACCUCGAACAACGGUUUCAGGCUGAUUGACUUCGCCGCGGCGCGAAACAUGGUAGUGAGUAGCACCAGAUUUCGGCACCUCGACAUCCACAAGGCCACAUGGCUGUCCCCUGAUCAGAAAACGCGCAACCAGAUUGAUCAUGUUGUGAUAGACGGAAGGCAUGCCUCAAGCGUGAUGGACGUGCGUACGUUCCGUGGAGUCAACAUAGACUCGGACCACUAUCUUGUCGCAGCCAAGAUACGCAUGCGGCUAAGCCGAGCGAAAAACGUACGCCCCAUCACGCAACGAAAGCUUGACGUCACUAGGCUGCGAUCACAACGGACAGCAACAGCCUACUCCACUCACCUCUCGGAACUGCUCCACCAACCAACCCCUCUUCCUGUUGACGCCGGCGGACUCUGGGCGCACAUAUCCCACUCCAUGCGAGCUGCCGCUGAAACAGCCAUUGGGUUCAAGCGCCCACCCACACGGAACCAAUGGUAUGACGAGGAGUGUCGCGGAGAAAAGGAAGGAAGAGAGGCGGCUUUUAGACGGAAAAAACGGGAGAAAGAAAAGCGAGAGUGCGAGGAACUCGAGGUGUUGCAGGACAGAAAUGAUGCUCGAAAAUUUUACCAACAAGUCAACCGUCUGACACAUGGUUUCAAGACCGGAGCAUCUAACUGUCGAGAUGAAAACGGGAUUCUGGUUACAGAUACGCAGUGCACGCUGAGGUUAUGGAGGGCGCAUUUUUCCAAGCUGCUAGCAGGCGAUGACGGCACCAAUCCCGCCAUUGGAGGAAGCAACCCGAUACCACCAAUCAACGACAAUGUGGAUAUACCACUACCUAGCGAUGACGAGGUCCGAGUUGCUAUUAUGCGACUCAAAACAACAAAGCAGCCGGUGCUGAUGGACUGCCUGCAGAGUUGUUUAAGGCCGGCGGCGAAGAGCUGA